AUGAUCAUAAAUACCUACCUCAAUUCCAUCCAGAAAUCUGAUUUGCGCUAUUUAUCACGGGAUGAAUUAUUAUGUUUGAUCGAGAAAUUUAUUGAAGCUGUUGAUAAUUGUGAUGAUUCGUUGGACUCUGUCGCUAAUACUUCGUUAGAUGUCGCCAAUCCACUGUUUGAAUCACUCGUCGCUCAGCACGACUUAUUACUCAGAACAUUAUAUCAUCAAUACCAGUCCAAGACCAAUUUACUUGAUUUAGCAUAUCUUUCUCCGCAAUCAAGCGCACCUUCGUCACAAGCUUUUGUCAGCAAUCGUUCCACACAAUCUCGAUUUAAAAAGUUUCGCUCAUCACCAACAAUACAAAGCAAUCGUAGUCCUUCGUCAAUUUCUUCUUCGGAUAGUAUUACAUCAUCCAAUCAUGAUAUUAAUGAUACCGCUGCCAGGUCUAACAACUCUAAUUUGUAUGCUGCUGUUGUUACCUCAUCGCCAAUACCGCUUACAUCCUUAGCAGAUAUGAAUUCAAGUAAAAAAUCUGGUAGUACCAGCUCUAAUUCUAAUUUACUCUCUACAAAAAAUACGUUUAUCCAUCCGCCGCCUGUUUUGGUCAUUGUAACAGGGUCUAGUAUCACUCAAGAUCUCGAACCCGAUGCAGUCAACCUAAACAACAAACCGUACCGUUUCUUAAUCAGAACAAAGAGCGGCUGUACUAUAGAACAAAUGACGGAAUUUAUACAGGAUAAACAUUUUCAACCAUGUCCUCAUUUUGUUAUGAAUAUUGGCACAAUUAACUUAAAAUAUGACGAUCCUGGUGUUGCAAUAAAUAAAACAAAAUUACUCGUCCAGUCAUUCAAAAAAUCCUAUCCUUAA
Molecule: messenger RNA, 858 nt
Organism: Didymodactylos carnosus
Lineage: Eukaryota; Metazoa; Rotifera; Eurotatoria; Philodinida; Philodinidae
Source: the annotation of a GenBank genome assembly